Epinephelus lanceolatus (giant grouper) is the source of this 3614-nucleotide messenger RNA. Its product is annotated as protein FAM13C-like. The record is from RefSeq and is a predicted model, not a curated record. NCBI's taxonomy places the organism in Eukaryota, Metazoa, Chordata, Actinopteri, Perciformes, Serranidae.
AUGUUCUGCUUCUGCCUGCAGAGUUCCCUGCUGAAGCUUCAGGCGCUGGAGGUGGAGGGGGGCCCCUCGCUGGGUCCGUCCCCAGAGGAGAGCCCCCCUGCCCUGGGCAGCAAGGAGCAGAAGAGCCCCUGUGGGUCAGUGGAGCUUGGAGGGAAAGAUGGGAAGACGCUGGCUCUCUGCCACAGCAUCCCAGCUGAUGAAAACAGCCCCCCAGAGCUGCUGACAGUAGUGACCAGACCUCCACAGUCUCCCAGACAUCAGCCGUUUACUACCAUCCACCCUGGCCAGCAGCCCCUGACCCCCGAUGGAGUUCUGCCACCCAGCCCUCACCACUCCCCCUGCUCCCCGCAGAGGAGCAGCCCUGGAGGUGAGGGGGGAGGAGGGGGAGGCGAGGGAGGAUGUGGGGCUCUCCUCCAGCUCCUGGCGGGUGGCCCCAGCCCUCUGCCCUCCCCCCGCUGCUCCAGCCUCAGCCACAGCCUGAGGUUCAACUCCGACCCCGACACCGCACCGUCACCGCCCUGCAGCCAGCAGUACAUACAGUGUCGGGGUCGGGACCGGGCCGAGGGCUCGGAGGACCAGGAGUGUCCCUCCUCCAUCCCGUUCCUCACCAGACAGAUUCAGAUGCUGAAGAAGAAGGUCCGCAGGUUUGAGGAUCAGUUUGAGCAGGAGAUGAACUACAAGCCGUCCCACAACGAUAAAUACUCCAACCCAGAGAUGAUCCGAGUGAUGGGGGAACUGGCGAAGGCUCGCAAACAGCUCAAAGAGAUGAGGCUCAGACAGUCGGUGUUUGAGUCGAAGGAGCCAGACGGUCCAGGAAACACCUGCAGGUAUGGCUCCGGCCAGCAGGGAGCGCCGGACCACAAACCCACACUGGAGGAGACGGUGGAGUCUCUGUUCAGACGGCUGAGAGAGAAGAGACAGGCUCUGGGCCUGCCAGACAACAUGAAGGAGAUGACUCAGGCUCAGAUGGUGUUGGAGAAGAUCACUCUGCAGAAAUGUCUGCUCUACUUUGAGAGUGUACACGGGCGGCCGGGAGGUAAACAGGAGAAGAACCUGGUGAAGCCUCUGUACGACAGAUACCAGAUGAUCAAACGUUUACUGUGUGCCAGCCCGACUAUCCCCACUAUAGAAGAAGAAGAUGGUUCUGAUGAAGACUCAAUGAGCUCCUCGACAGUCAAAGAACUUCCCGUCCCACCUCCUGGCAGAGCGGCACGACCUGCUGCCGGCGAGGAGGACAGCGACCGGGACAGUGACCCGGCUUUCGUGUCCCCAUUAGACGAGGUGAAAGCCGUCCAUCAACAACCUGCUCUCACCAUGGCCAACCUGCACGAAGCAUCCAGGUCUCAACUGCUGCAGUGUCUGCGGGAAACAAGGGCGGAGAAGAAGACGAGACGUAAAGUUCUGAGAGAGUUUGAAGACGAGUUUUACCGCCAGACUGGAAGAAUCUGUCAAAAAGAGGAUCGUACUCCGAUGAAGGAGGAAUACCAGGAAUACAAACAGCUCAAGGCGAAACUCCGUCUUCUGGAAGUCCUUCUAAGCAAACAGGAAGUCCCUAAAACCAUGUGAGAGGAAACUGAAGCUCCCCAAAACACUUGAAAACUUUUAAUGUGAUUAUCUGAGAGCAGAAAAGGUCUUUUUAUGUGCUUCUGUUCAGAGAAGAGGAAGUGGUGAAAGGAUUGUGUUUUGGCUGAGGCCACGCUUUUUCCUUGCCAUUAUUUAAAUACACCCUAUUUCAGCUAUGUUAGCUGCAUAGCUCAAGAAAUAACAUCAGUCGGUUAUAGUUUGAUCAUCUUUGACCUCAUUAUUCAGUGUUUUGUUUUAGGUUCAAAGCCGUUAUAAUUUGUCAUAUCCAUCAAGAAAUACGCUGAUUUAAAAGAAUAGUUCAACAUUUUGGGAAUCCAUUUAUCUGUUUAAAUUGAUAACACUCUCAUGUCAGUACAGUAAAUGUGAAGCUAAAGCCAAGGCUGGUUAGCUAAGCAUAGCAUAAAGCCUGGAAACAGCUAGCCUAGCUCCUAGCAUGCUACCGUGACAUACUAAAUGUGUCACGGAAGCAUCUUAAUGUUAGUCUUGUGGACGUUAACCACCAUAUUUAAUGUUAACAUGCUAAAUGUUUUAGUCCAAUGUUAGCUUAGCCACAACAUGACUGCUAAAUGUGUUGUGCUAACAAAGGCACAACAUAACAUGACACAGCUGUAUGUAGAACAUAGCCAACAUACCAUGAUAAUGAUCAUAUAUGUUGGACCUUAAUAAUGAAAUGAUUACAUGCUAACAUGCUACCAUCAGUGUAAUAUAUUUCCAUAACACUGACUCUAACUUUAGCGGGUCAGCAUGAAACAUUGUAAUGUGCUUGCAGUUAUCACGUUAGCAUACAACAGGAAAUGCUACAUCCUAAAUGUUUCUUAGAUUUAUCUUGAUGUUGUGCUAUCAUGUUACAUUCAUACAUACAUACAUACACUAACAUACGGUUUUAACAUACAAACAUUUCUAUUUAACAGUCCAAUGUUAGCUUAGACACAACUCAGCAUGACUCAGCUGUAUGCAGAACUAAUGCUAACAUACCAUUGCUCUGCUAAUGUGACAGUUGUAAGCAUGUUGGGUGUUGAUAAGGAAAUGUUUACAUGCUAACAUGCUACCAUGACAUUAGCAUAGUAACUUUAACGUUAGCAUGAAAGGUUUAGGAUGUUGUAACCUGGUUAUCGUGGUAGCAUACACCAGGUAAUGCUAUUGCUGCGUUCAGUUGGUGUCAUGUUCACCGUGGUAUUCAAAACUUUCAAAUACAUUUUCUGAGCGCUCCGAGUUCAUGACUUUAUGUACACGAGUACCCAUGUCAUAAACUCGAGCUCAUGAGUUCCAUUUGAACGACACACAUUAGCAUUAAGUUCUACAUUGUCACAGAGAGUUGUGCCUAACCUAAUGUUAGCAUAUUAGGACACAUUUAGCAUGUUAAGGUAGCAUUUUCACAUUCAAAUGGAUUACACCUUUAUGUGGUAAAGGACGCUCACAAGUUGGAGGAAACUUUAAUUUUUUUCUGUAACGUUACAUUUGUGAGUUUUGGACGAUAACAGACUUCUCACUACUUCCUCUCCAAACUGUAAAAUCUAUAAAUAACGUUACUCCAGAAAAGUUUUAUAAGGUAUAAAAAGAGAUCUAUCUGCCAUUCUGUCAGUGGAAACUUGCCUACCAGCAUCCUACAGUAUUUACCUGCAUCAAGUCUGAAUUUUGUACAACUGCAUUUAUUCCAGUCUGCAACGAUGAAGACGAUUCCAGAGGUAAAAUUAACUGCAGACAUGCGUUCCCUCCAUCUUGUUUGAGUUAACGGACCAAACUAUUUUUUUAUAUGGGACUAAAUGUGUGUGUAUCGAACUGAGAGCACUUUAAUCUGUCACCGGGGGUUUGCAAGAUGAAGAAGAAAGUUUGGCUUCCUCUCAACAAUAUUAAACAACAUUCAGAGUUUGCCUCUGAAGGAGCUGAUGAGGUUCAACUAAAACGUGUGUUUGGACUAGAAACGUUUGGGACAAAGAUGCAAUGUACAACUUAUUGUUAGUCUUGUGUAUGUCAACAUAUGUUGGAAAAUAAUGCUUUGGAGAGAUGAAUGCAUUGGUAUAUAUACAGUG